Molecule: messenger RNA, 504 nt
Organism: Kazachstania africana CBS 2517
Lineage: Eukaryota; Fungi; Ascomycota; Saccharomycetes; Saccharomycetales; Saccharomycetaceae
Gene: SNX3
Product: Snx3p
Exons: 1
Coding region: 1-504 (167 amino acids)
Biological process (GO): late endosome to Golgi transport; endocytic recycling
Cellular component (GO): retromer complex; early endosome membrane
Molecular function (GO): phosphatidylinositol-3-phosphate binding
Source: RefSeq, a predicted model, not a curated record
AUGAAGGAGUUCAGAUCAUUUGGAAGUGCUGAACAGUCAUUACUGUCAAAGUCACAUAAACAACAAUCGUAUAACGAAAUAUAUGCAGAGCCGGAGAAUUUUCUAGAGAUUGAAGUGACUAAUCCUAUAACUCAUCAUACCAACAACGGAGAGUAUACUAAUGAAACCUUUACGGACUAUGAGAUCAUCUGCAAGACGAAUUUACCGAACUUCAAAUUGAAAUAUUCGAAAGUUAGAAGACGAUAUUCAGAUUUCGAAUUCUUCAAAAAAUGUCUGUUAAAGGAAAUGAAUCUUUUAGGUAACAGUUCCUACAAUAGCUCAAGAAUCAAUAUUCCACAUCUGCCGGGCAAGAUUUUCCUAAGUAAUCGAUUUAAUAAUGAAGUCAUUGAAGAAAGAAGACAAGGUUUGAAUAAAUGGCUCAAUUCUGUCGCUACGCAUCCACUUCUGCAGUCUAGUUCACAUAUCUUGGUCAGAUUCAUACAGAACGAAAAAUUUAUUGGUUGA